Messenger RNA from Stegodyphus dumicola, 489 nucleotides. Its product is annotated as protamine-like protein. NCBI's taxonomy places the organism in Eukaryota, Metazoa, Arthropoda, Arachnida, Araneae, Eresidae. The record is from RefSeq and is a predicted model, not a curated record.
AUGAAUACGAGUAAAAACGAUGUUCAAUCCCUUAAAGAAGCCAAAGGAUUCUCAGGAAUGGGUGCGAAGAACAAUGCCCAACCUCAAACAGGACUUAGACGUCUGCUUCUGAAUGCCAUUCGCAAACUUCAAGGCAGAAAAGGUGUCACACUUCGGGAUGUCAAGACCUACUUGAAUAACAAUCAAAAAAUGGAUGUUAAAUCCAAUGAGGCUGAAAUUAAAUUAUUCAUGAAGAGUGCUGUAGAUCGUGGCAUUUUGUCGAAGCUGGAUGGACAUUACAAAGUUAUGGAGAGAGGAAGACGUCGUAGAAGUUCCAGCAGAAGAAGGCGAGGCAAAUCGGCAGGGGCUCCAAAAAGUCGCAGGCGAAGGAGGAGGAGUUCAUCGCCUAAAAAGGGAAGGUCUCGUCGAAGAAGAUCUUCUGGGCGCAGGAAAUCAGGAAGGAGUUCUAGACGUCGUCGCCGUAAGGCCGCUCCUGCUGAUGAAGCCUGA